Messenger RNA from Octopus sinensis (East Asian common octopus), 798 nucleotides. Its product is annotated as zinc finger matrin-type protein 5. NCBI's taxonomy places the organism in Eukaryota, Metazoa, Mollusca, Cephalopoda, Octopoda, Octopodidae. Gene Ontology annotation, molecular function: zinc ion binding. Bases 126 to 635 code for a protein of 169 amino acids. The record is from RefSeq and is a predicted model, not a curated record. The transcript has 4 exons. Gene Ontology annotation, cellular component: U12-type spliceosomal complex.
CUCCACUAAAGAAGGUACAAAAUACAAGCAUCGUGGUUAAUUGAUAUUUUCAUCUUUCGUCUCAAAUGUUUUUAAUUGUUUUCAUUUAACGAAACAUCGUUGUUGUUUCUAAAUAUCUAGUAAUCAUGGGGAAACGAUAUUACUGUGACUUUUGCGAUAAAUCUUUCGCAGAUCUACCGAACAACAGGAAAAAACAUAUAAAUGGAAGUCUUCACCAAAGGAUGAGAAAGCAACAUUAUGAUGCGUUCAGAGAUGCAGAAAGUAUUCUAGCAGAAGAAGCUCAUAAAAUACCUUGCAAACAACUUUUGAGAACAGGAACAUGCAAUUUUGGCCCAAAUUGUCGAUUUUCUCAUUUAACUGCUGAUACACGCUUAGAGUUGGAAAUGGAGAUUUGGGCAAAGAAAGAAGAAGCGAAACAGAAACUUCUAGAACGAAAGAGAUCAGCAAUUGCUCCUACUUUUGAAGAUUGGUUAGAGAAAAGGGCCAAACGCCCAAAGAAAAAAGUACUGCCAACAAUGGCCCUUCCUGAGUGGACUCUACCCCCUCAACUACUCUACUUACCUUCAAUCCCAUUAUCAUUACAGCCUCCCCAAGUGGAAGAUUUUAAGAGCAUACCUCGCAUAGACUGGGGUUGAGUGCAUGGAUUGUGUGUAUAUAUAUAUAUGGGGAUGACAUCAUGUAUAUAGCAAUGUGUGUGUGUGUGGAUUGUAUAUUAUAUAUGGCUGUGUAGGGGGUUUUUUUGUGAUGGAAUCUGUAUCAACUGAGUAAAGAUUAAAUCCACUGCUGACAUAUUAGUAA